AUGCAUUUCUCGCUCACCUCUCUUCUCCUGCUGGGAGCCAGUGCUCUGGUAUCCGCUAGCUCUUUGACAAUUACCAUCCCUGUCUCUAGUUCACUCCCAAACCCCCACGUCCUCCCCGCAACUAGUCAUGCCACGCUCACCACACUCCCCUCCGGAGAGAAAGAACACACCUUGUCGGCGUCGCUGACCCGCUCGGCGACAUUUGUCUUCCACGAUCUCCCUUCCUCUAGUUUGGAUGCUCAGCCGGAGUCCUAUUUGCUCGAUAUCCGCUCCGCGGGCGACUAUGUCUUCGCCCCCUACCGCGUCGAUGUUGCGGCUGAUGGGACUAUACUGGGGAUCUGGGAGACUUUCCGCGGGAACCCGUGGGAUAAUCGGGGGACAGAGAAAUACAUUGUGGAUGUUGCUGGGAAGAAGCAGCUUGAUGUGGUGGUCGAGGCUAAGGUCAUUGGUCGCAAGGUCUUCUAUGAACAACGUGCUAAAUUCUCCCCAUUGAGUCUUGUCAAGAACCCAAUGGUCUUGCUUGCUGUUGUUGCUAUGGGUCUCAUGUUUGCGAUGCCUAAGCUCAUGGAGAACAGUACGUCUAUUGCCGUGUCCGCUUUCUGUCUCAUUGUAUACAUUUCGUCUAACCUAAACGCUUUAGUGGAUCCCGAAAUGCGCGCCGAGUUCGAGCAGCAUUCCCGCGCUUCACCCAUCACUGGCGCCACUAACAAUGCUAUAGCAGGGGGAGGAUUCGAUCUGGCCGGCUGGAUGGCCGGUACUGGAUCUCCUAGCCCUGCAGUCAAUGCCGCGGGUCCGGCUGGUUCAACUGGAAGAGAUACCAGCGGCACUGCUCGGAGGCGUGGAUAG
Penicillium bovifimosum is the source of this 846-nucleotide messenger RNA. RefSeq lists its product as uncharacterized. Gene Ontology annotation, cellular component: EMC complex. Bases 1 to 846 code for a protein of 281 amino acids. The record is from RefSeq and is a predicted model, not a curated record. NCBI's taxonomy places the organism in Eukaryota, Fungi, Ascomycota, Eurotiomycetes, Eurotiales, Aspergillaceae. The transcript is spliced from 2 exons.